AUGGAUAUACAUGAUGAUAACAAGGAAGUUCGAGAUAAUUUUCAACAGCAAUUAAUUCUUAAAAAACUCGAACUCCAAUUCGAAGUAGAAAAAAUUAAAAUAAUUGAACAAACAAAACGUGAAAUUGAAAAACAAAAAAUUACUGAACAAAUAAAACGUGAAAUUGAAAAACACAAAAUAAUUGAAAAAACAAAAUUUGAAAUCGAAAAACAAAAGUUAAUCCAAGAAGUAGAACUUCGAAAAAUAAAUGCACAACUAGAGAUAGAACGAUACAAAUUAGAACUAGAAUUUGGUUCAUCAUCAAUUAGAACAUCUGAUAUUUUACUAUGGUUUCAUGAUGAUUUCUACAAGUACUAUGUUAGUGGUCAUCUAUAUUCUUUUAUUGCUAAUGAUUUAUUUAAAAAUCAUAAUGAUUUAAAUGAUAAUAUAUUAAAACAUAUUCAAUGUUAUUUAGAUGAAUUUUCAUCAAAUUUUCAAUUAAAGGAAAAAUUUAUUCAACAAGCAUUUGAUAAAAUGAUGAUUAAAUUAUUAAAAGAAAUUAAUUGUAAUACAAUAUUGAAAUAUUUAAAUACAUCUUCUCAAGGUUAUUUACAAAAGCAAUUUCGUCCUGCAUGUACAUUUAUAUAUAAAAAUGUAAAUCUCAACAUCAAAGAACAACAACAUCUUUUAUCAGAUUUCGUUAUUUUUCUUGGUGAUUUGAAAACACC
Messenger RNA from Rotaria sordida, 707 nucleotides. Lineage: Eukaryota; Metazoa; Rotifera; Eurotatoria; Philodinida; Philodinidae. The record is from the annotation of a GenBank genome assembly.